Triplophysa dalaica is the source of this 1616-nucleotide messenger RNA. RefSeq names its product annexin A5a (gene anxa5a). The record is from RefSeq and is a predicted model, not a curated record. Gene Ontology annotation, cellular component: cytoplasm. The transcript is spliced from 12 exons. Gene Ontology annotation, biological process: negative regulation of coagulation. Bases 347 to 1375 code for a protein of 342 amino acids. Gene Ontology annotation, molecular function: calcium ion binding; calcium-dependent phospholipid binding. NCBI's taxonomy places the organism in Eukaryota, Metazoa, Chordata, Actinopteri, Cypriniformes, Nemacheilidae.
UUUCCUAAAACCCUCACUGGGGCAAGUUGUCACAAUUGUACACGCCCACACACACGCACGCAUGUAAAAAAACUGGGUCUUUGUUAGUAAAGAUCUAUGUCUCUGCUAUUGACAGGUGUUUUGGGGGGCGUGGCCUACAGUCACCUACUUCAGUCACUGUCGGCACGCGCCACAAGUCAGAUAAACCCUACAGGUGACAGAAUAUAUAACGGGAACAGGUGCGUUCUGUAAUCUAUCUAAAUAAUCUAUAAAGUGGAGUUAUGUAUCAUUACAAUAACGAAUGAAUGAUAUGAAUUAAACUGAAAUAGGUCUACCCGCAUUAGCCUUCAUAUAUAUUUCCAAUUCUAUGACCUAUCGGUCUGAUAGUGGACUAACUUUUUCUACUUCAUUUUUCAGAUCUUCGGCUGUCUACACCUCAGCACUUAUGGCAACCAGAGGCAGCGUGAAACCCUUCGUGAACUUCAACGCAAAGCAAGAUGCAGAACUUUUGCGCAAGGCCAUGAAAGGGAUCGGCACUGAUGAAGAUACCGUCCUCAUGUUGCUAACAUCUCGCUCUAAUGACCAGAGACAGGAAAUAAAAGCAGCCUAUAAAAAGGCCUUUGGCAAGGAUUUAGAGAAAGACUUGCGAUCGGAGCUUGGCGGAAAGCUAGAGGAUCUCAUUGUGGCUCUUAUGUCUCCACCCACGAUAUAUGAUGCUAAUGAACUCCAUAAGGCCAUCAAGGGUGCAGGUACGGAGGAUAAAGUUUUGAUUGAGAUACUGGCUUCCAGGACAUGUGAUGAGAUAAAAAAUAUCAUCAAGGCUUACAAGAAAGAGCACGGAGGCAAGCUGGAAAAGGACAUCAUGGGUGAUACAUCUGGACAUUACCAGAGGAUGCUGGUUAUCAUCCUGCAGGCAAAAAGGGAGGAGGGAGUAGAUGAGAGCAGAGUGGAGAAAGAUGCCAAGGAGCUGUUUGCUGCCGGAGAACAGAAAGUAGGCACGGACGAGGAGAAGUUCAUCAACAUACUCGGCAACAGGAGCGCAGAACACCUGAGAAAAGUGUUUGAUGCCUACAAAAAGAUUGCCGGCUGUGACAUUGAAGAGAGCAUAACAGAUGAGUGUACCGGGAACCUUGAAGCACUGCUGCUUGCUCGGGUGAAGUGUGCAAAAAGUAUGCCUGGUUAUUUUGCCGAAUCCCUUCGAGACUCCAUGAGGCGUGCUGGCACUGACGACGAGACGCUCAUAAGACUCAUGGUGUCUAGAAGCGAACAGGAUAUGCUGGACAUCAGAGCGGCAUACAAGAAGAAAUAUGGCGAAUCACUUUACUGCACCAUACAGGAAGACACUGAUGGAGAUUACCAGAAGGCCCUGCUCUACCUGUGUGGUGGCAAUGAUUAGAUACAGUAUAGUCUUUUUUCUUUUUGCAAAAAUUAAUUUGUCUUUCUUGUCUAAUUGUUAUGUAAAUUCUUGUCAUGUUUCUUAACUUAUACACAUUCACAUUUUCUUGGUUUAGUAUUUUGCAUUUAUGUACCUGUGUUAUUUUUUCUGCUUUGUGGUUUUUCUCUGUUUGAGAACUGAAGGUUACGUUGAGGCAUGAAUUGGUGCUGAAUUUGUUUCUUUUAAAGUGUUGUUUCUAUAC